Molecule: messenger RNA, 860 nt
Organism: Bursaphelenchus okinawaensis
Lineage: Eukaryota; Metazoa; Nematoda; Chromadorea; Rhabditida; Aphelenchoididae
Source: the annotation of a GenBank genome assembly
AUGGCUUCGCCAGCUGAAAUACCGCAAAUGCAAGCGGAAUUAAAAUGGGAAUUGAAGGAAAGGUUCUGGACUAGUGAUAAUGUAACCGUACACAUUUAUUACUCACAGAUUGAUCCGGUAAGGCUUUUAUUUUUAUUGUUUUUUAAUUUUAAAGUUAGGCUUAGACUUGGAGUUAAGCUUAGUUUAGGCUUAGCUUAGCUUAGACUUGAAAUUAAGCUUAGUUUAGGCUUAGCUUAGGCUUAGAGUAAGCUUAGCUUAGGCUUAUCUUGGGCUUAGUUUAGGCUUAGCUGAUGCUUAGGCUUAUUUUAGGCUUAGCGGCUUAGGCUUAGCUUAGGCUUGGCUUAGGCUUAACUUAAGCUUAGCUUAGGCUUAGCUUAGGCCUAGCUUAGACUUAGCUUAGGCUUAGCUUAGGCUUAGAGUAAGCUUAGCUUAGGCUUAUCUUAGGCUUAGUUUAGGCUUAGCUUAUGCUUAGGCUUACUUUAGGCUUAGCGGCUUAGGCUUAGCUUAGGCUUGGCUUAGGCUUAACUUAAGCUUAGCUUAGGCUUAGCUUAGGCCUAGCUUAGACUUAGCUUAGGCUUAGCUUAGGCUUAGGCUUAGCUCAGGCUUAGCUUAGGCUUAGCUUAGGCAUAGCUUAGGCUUAGCUUAUGCUUAGCUUAAGCUUAGUUUAGGCUUAGCUUAGGCUUAGCUUUCUUAAGCUUAACUCUGUUUUAUAACUUUCAUACUUUCAGAACGCCGUCUUGUACAAUAUCAAGUCCGAUACCAUCCGUGUCCUACUGAAACGCACCAACACUACCGCGUCGCUGAUCCUCAGAGAUCGAUCCAAAAACACAAUUAUCCAUUACUUGCACGCUGAAUUGUAA